ACUUCAGACAAAUCCUCUCACAAAGGCAGAUUUCACUCAGUUAUAUUAGUGGACAUAUAAUUCCCUGCUGGAAUAUCCAUAUGACGAGUUUUAUAGACAGAUAGCUGUGCCUGACCUCUACUGCGCACUGUGAGACCACACCAGGUGUGAAUACCGCCCUAGUUGUACUGUAUAGAGGUCAUUACCCACGGCUGUGGUGUAUAUACCCAGUCCCGCAGUGCGCUCCUCCUCCCUAUACGGGGUUGCUAUUAUUAGGGAUGACUUCCUGCACUACUCAUCUGUCCUGUCACACACUACACAGUGGAAGAGCCAGCACACACACACUGGGCGGGGCCUGAUAACCCGGAACUGAAACACAUCCGUAUUUCCAUAGCAACACAACUCUUUCCAUAGGGACAAAGCGCUAUCGCUAACAUUUUUGACCCAACCACCUUGCCGUAGCCGUAUGACAUCAGAGUCACAUGAUCUGUAAGGGAGAAAAAAAAAAUCAGUGGAAGCUUAGGAAGCUGACAGCUCCGGAGCGCAGAGGGCGAGGAGCGGGGCCGGGGCGUCUGAUGGGACCGCGUGUGUAGCAUGAGAGUCCCAGUGAUUGGUCGGAGUCGCCAGAGGAGCAUGAGCAUACGCUGAGGAGCUGUCGGGCUGCUGUAUCUUCCUUAUUGAAGGAUCACCGAUGGGUCAAGGGCUUUGGAGAGUUGCAAGAAACCAGCAAUUUCAACAGGGAUACAUAGAUAACAACUUCUUGUCCACUGAACAUGACAGCAAUAUGAACCACCGGAGACACACACAGGGAGGCAUAGACCUCUACCAGCUACUGAAAGCUAGAAGAGGAAAAGAUGAACAAGGAUUUAUUAAUCUUGAAAUGCUGCCACCUGAAUUAAGCCUUACUAUAUUAUCCUAUCUCAAUGCAACUGACCUGUGCCUGGCAUCCUGUGUAUGGCAAAACCUGGCCAAUGAUGAACUGCUCUGGCAAGGGUUAUGCAAAUCAACUUGGGGACAUUGUUCCAUAUACAACAAAAGACACCUGCCAGGAUGCUCGUAUCGAAAUCUCUAUAUGGUUCUGGAUGAAGGAAGUUUAACAUUUAAUGCUAACCCACAUGAGGGAAUUGAAUAUUUUUUAUCCAGGGGUAUACUUGAUGACUCACCAAAGGAAAUAGCAAAAUUUAUCUUUUAUACCAGAACCCUCAACUGGAAGAAAUUAAGGAUAUACCUUGAUGAAAGGAGAGACGUAUUGGAUGAACUCGUGACAUUACACAACUUCAGCAAUCAAUUCCUACCAAAUGCACUGAGGGAGUUUUUCCGGCACAUACAUGCACCUGAAGAACGUGGGGAAUACCUUGAAACACUCAUUACAAAAUUUUCACAUAGAUUUUGUGCUUGCAACCCGUCACUAGCAAGAGACCUUGGCCUUAGCCCUGAUGCAGUGUAUGUACUGUGCUAUUCUUUAAUUCUGCUGUCCAUUGAUCUGGCCAGUCCCCACGUGAAGAACAAAAUGUCAAAGAGAGAGUUUAUCAGGAACACGCGUCGUGCUGCUCAGAACAUUAGCGAAGAAUUUGUAGGACAUCUUUAUGACAAUAUUUACCUUAUUGGCCAUGUUGCUGUGUAGAAGAUUUAUCUCUAGGCUCUGAAACAUUAGUCAACUACUACUAUAGCUCUCCAAAGCAUUGACCCAGUUGGCAAAUGGGGUUACGAUAGUGCUGGUCAUUAUAACCUCUGUCUACCAUCUAAUCAUGUGUUCUGUCAUUUUUUAGCAAUCUACCUUGGAUAGUGAAAAUUUUUGAAGAAUAAUUUUUUUACAAAUAGACUUGCUUAUCAUGUGUUGCACUUACCCCGUGCCAUUAGACUGACCUAGCCAUUUAUGACUGUUAAACUGACAUUACAAUGUAGGCCUUCUUCAGGGUGUUGGAUAUAAACACUAGAUUUUGUUUUGGAACGCAUUUACCAAUGCAUUUUUUUGUUUUUUUUUUUUAAUAUCUUGUAAUUUGUACAUACUAAACUAAAGAGAUUUAUAAUCAUAAUAUAAAUAUU
Hyla sarda is the source of this 2025-nucleotide messenger RNA. It is a transcript of the gene FBXO8, whose product is annotated as F-box protein 8. The record is from RefSeq and is a predicted model, not a curated record. Lineage: Eukaryota; Metazoa; Chordata; Amphibia; Anura; Hylidae. Gene Ontology annotation, biological process: regulation of ARF protein signal transduction. Gene Ontology annotation, molecular function: guanyl-nucleotide exchange factor activity; protein binding. The coding region runs from base 671 to 1603 and encodes 310 amino acids. The transcript is spliced from 7 exons.